Boleophthalmus pectinirostris (great blue-spotted mudskipper) is the source of this 3062-nucleotide messenger RNA. It is a transcript of the gene lrrc1, whose product is annotated as leucine rich repeat containing 1. The transcript is spliced from 14 exons. The coding region runs from base 418 to 2004 and encodes 528 amino acids. NCBI's taxonomy places the organism in Eukaryota, Metazoa, Chordata, Actinopteri, Gobiiformes, Gobiidae. Gene Ontology annotation, cellular component: adherens junction; postsynaptic membrane; postsynaptic density. Gene Ontology annotation, biological process: neurotransmitter receptor transport, endosome to postsynaptic membrane; neurotransmitter receptor transport postsynaptic membrane to endosome. Gene Ontology annotation, molecular function: protein binding. The record is from RefSeq and is a predicted model, not a curated record.
UUGGAAUGAGGGAGUGAAUGUUCCGGGUCAGAAACUGGACAAGAGAGGAAAUUAACUCUGGGACGAGAAGAGGAAAAAGGAUAAUGCUGCUUUCCUGUACACUGAGAUGUUGCCUGUGCUUUUUACGCUAAAAAGGGGUUAAGUCGCGGGGAUGGACGUCGUGCAAGAAGGGCCCGAGUUUUGAAAAACAGGUGCCUACAAUCUAACCAAAGUGACACACGACGGAGACUGUUCCCAUGUUCGCCGCGAAGCGAACGACGCUGGUCCAGUUCUUUGCGCUCGGAGUUUCGUGUUUGUGAGUUUUGCCUGAGCGCACGUUUCGUGGAGGGCUGUACCGCCGUGGCAACUGUUGCAUCCUCUUUCUCCCGCUGUUUGUUUAUCGCAGUGCUACGAGCUUUAUAGCCGCCCACCCCCGUUAUGUUUCAGUGUAUACCCCUGUGGCGGUGCAACCGUCAUGUGGAGGUGAUCGAUAAACGCCACUGCUCCCUGCUCUAUGUGCCCGAUGAGAUUUAUCGCUAUGGACGGAGUUUGGAGGAGCUCUUGCUGGAUGCCAACCAACUCCGAGACUUGCCUAAGCCUUUCUUCCAGUUAAUCAAACUUCGAAAACUUGGUCUGAGUGACAAUGAGAUCCAGAGGCUUCCCCCAGAAAUCGCCAACUUCAUGCAGCUGGUUGAACUGGACGUUUCUAGAAAUGAUAUUAUGGAAUUACCAGAGAGCAUUGCACAUUGUAAAGCUCUACAAGUAGCAGAUUUCAGUGGGAACCCAUUAACAAGAUUACCCGAAAGCUUUCCAGAGCUCAGGAAUCUCACAUGCCUUUCCAUCAAUGAUAUUUCACUGCAAAUCCUGCCAGAAAACAUUGGAAACCUUUCCAACCUGGUAUCACUAGAACUGAGAGAAAAUCUGCUGACAUUCCUCCCAGAGUCUCUAUCUCAACUUCAUAGACUUGAAGAACUUGAUUUAGGCAAUAACGAAUUGUACAGUUUGCCGGACACAAUAGGCUGUCUUGUGAGCCUAAAAGACCUGUGGCUUGAUGGAAACCAGUUAACAGAAAUACCUUCUCAAAUGGGCAGUAUGAAGAGUCUGUUGUGUCUUGAUGUAUCGGAAAACAAACUAGAGCGCCUCCCAGAGGAGCUCGGAGGAUUACAGUCCCUCUGUGAUCUACUGGUGUCUCAGAACCUCAUUGAAGCUUUACCGGAAAGCCUGGGAAAGUUAUACAAGCUUUCAAUUUUAAAAGCAGAUCAGAAUCGGCUAACGUAUCUUCCAGAGAGUAUUGGUAACUGUGAAGCCCUAACAGAACUUGUCCUUACAGAAAAUCAGAUACAGAGUUUGCCUAGAAGUAUUGGAAAAUUAAAACGUCUUUCUAACUUCAACUGUGACCGAAACCAGCUCACAACGUUGCCUAAAGAGAUUGGGGGAUGCAGUGCCCUGAAUGUCUUUUGUGUGAGAGAAAACAGACUCACGAGGAUACCGUCCGAACUGUCCCAAGCCACAGAGCUGCAUGUACUCGAUGUGUCUGGAAAUAGGCUGGCUCAUUUACCGCUGUCGCUGAUCACACUGCAGCUAAAGGCUCUGUGGUUGUCCGAGAACCAGUCCCAACCUCUGCUCACGUUUCAGACCGACCAGGACCCAGAGAGCGGAGAGAAAGUGCUCACCUGUGUGCUCCUGCCCCAACAGCCCCUGGACUCUGAUCAUAAAGGGUCUGAUAACUUGGCGCGCUGUGGAGCCCUGGAGAGUCUGGUGAAUGACAUGGCCGAUGACACGUGGGACACGAAGGCCGCAAACCGAACAAGUGCCAUCCACUUCCUGGACGAUGAUGAGGAUGAAGAUGAUGAAAAGGGAACACUGCUCCGCCGGGCCACGCCUCACCCUGGAGAGCUCAAAACCAUGAAAAAGGCUGUGGAGAACCUGCGCAAUGACCUGAACGCUGCCAAAAGUCUGGACUCCAACAAAAACGAGGUCAAUAACGCUGCAGUGGACAGAGUAACUACAACUACGUCUGUGUGAACGUUACCUCAGAGACCUCCUGUGUCCUCAUGCACCAGCCACUACAAAACCCUCUCCCAACCCACCUGCCCCUCCUGCUCCACCAGCCCCUUCCCAUGUGCCCUCUGACCCCUGGUGUGGCCUGUACCUCCCUGAUCAACCCUGAGCGCCUGUAAGUCCUCCCCAGGCUUCUGUCCUGUCUUUGACUCAGCCGUGCCUAUUUAAAUCAUGUCCACAGCAACAGUCUGCACAAAGAUUUAAAAAAAUAUAUUUUUAAAUAUUUUACUUUUAAAAUGCCUCUUUUAUUACAUUUAAUUAGGUAGUUGCACUUUUAUGUAUCUUUUUAAUAUGGUCAAACUUUCUUAAAUGUUUUAUAUCUGUUUUUAAACACUGGGUGAAUACAUUUGGGGCAAAUAUUAAGGCAGGAGUUUAUUGAACCUACUGAUUAUUGUAUAGUCUUUGUGAAUAUCAAAACUUUUAUACUUUUUGGCAGCUCAGAUGUAAAUAAAAUGUAUAGCAAAUUUCUUAAUCAUUUUAAGUUUUUUUUUUAGCUUGGUACUUGUCUCUUCAAAUCAAAGUAAGGAACAAAAAGUUAUUGAAUGCAUUUGCAGUUGAUUAUUAUUUGCCUUGAACACCUUUUAUUGACAUGAACUUUCAUAUUAAAUACAUUUGGAAAUUGGACUUAAGUGCUGCACACUAAUGACAUUGAAAUGUCUGCUUUACAGAGGGUUUCUCAGAAAAUGCCAAAAACAUUUCUUCUCCUUUGAUACUGUACUGUAUAGAUGAGAAAUGCAAGUUUGGGGGAGUGGUAGGAGACUCACACCUGCAACUGUGGCAUCCUUUUCAAAUGCCAUUUUUAGAAGUUUCACUUUAAAGCACUUCCCAGUGUUUUGCAAACCUUAUUCUUUUAUAUGGUACAUCCAUUGUAAUUUUGUUUUAAAUCCGAUGCAAAGUGACUUUACUCUUUGUUUCAAAUGUUGGCUUUGAAUGAUUUUAAUUAUUGUCUGAUCAAACUGCACAAAACGGAUCUCCAAAAGGCCGGAGGCUGGAAUGACUUUUAACCACUGAUUAAUAAAAUA